Balaenoptera acutorostrata (minke whale) is the source of this 764-nucleotide messenger RNA. It is a transcript of the gene C20H17orf67, whose product is annotated as chromosome 20 C17orf67 homolog. The transcript has 4 exons. The coding region runs from base 31 to 303 and encodes 90 amino acids. The record is from RefSeq and is a predicted model, not a curated record. Lineage: Eukaryota; Metazoa; Chordata; Mammalia; Artiodactyla; Balaenopteridae.
GUAACAGGAGGAGAGAGGGAUCAAGGCAGGAUGAAGAGGUUAUUUGUGCUUGUGCUGUCUCUCACCUUACUGAUUUUCUUCUCAGGGGCCUCCCCGAUUCUGACGGAAAAGCGGGCCAAACAGGUCCUGAGAUCCCGCCGCCAGGACAGGCCGAGCAAACCCGGGUUCCCUGAUGAACCCAUGUGGGAGUACAUGCACCAUCUGCUCCGUCUGGAGCACCGCGCUGAGGAGCAGUUCCUGGAGCACUGGCUGAACCCGCACUGCAAGCCCCACUGCGACAGGAACGUGGUCCAUCCUGUGUAAGCAGCUCGGACCAGCCCCCGCAAGCAUUUUGAUAAACAACGGCCCGGAUACUAUUGAAACAAGAUGAGGCUCCUUUCGUUUCUUUUUUCAGCUGUGGAAUGGACGUCUUCAGGUUUUGUGAAUUGUGGGCACGGCAAAGGUUGCCUUGGGGAUUGAUGGCCGAUAUUUAUGCUGCUUCAUUUGAUUAACCUGCACAACUCAUUAAAACCAAUCGCUUAAACUAUAGGCCCCCCUCCCUCCCCCGCAAUGGCCUUCCUACCGCUGUGGAAGGGUGAGAAGAAGGAGAAUCUUUCCUGGGGCUGGUGGAGCUGGGACCUCCAGAACAGGAGAUGGGUUAGCGAGGAAGCCUUGUUCAGCUAAGUAAGCACACCACUUGGGGCGGCUGGGGUUUUGGUCAUUGCUUUUUUUUUUUUUUUCUUUCUCUCCUUUUCUGCUCUAAUAAACACUGGUGUUAAGCCUGC